ACUGUAUAUAAAUUGAUUAGAUGGAGUAUUUACGGACUUUUAUUUUUGUUUUGUUUUAUUUUAGUUAUAUGCUAUGACACUAACUGUGAGCUGGGAGACGUGAAUGAAAAUUUACUAAAAUAUUUCUAUCGCUUUUUAAGGAAUUUCUUCAAUGUCGCAAUAUUAAAUAGCCUAUUAAAACAGCUUUAGAAUUUGUCAUGUAUGUCUAAUACGUUAUUAUAAUAACUUGUAUUACUUAUUAACCACAAGGUAAAGGGUUAUUUUUGCAAAUAAAAUGAAAACUGAUUCAAAGCUACAGGAUAAAGACGUCUUUCAUUGGGUUUCUGGAUUUCUGGACGACACCAGUACCGUAAUGUUAAGAAUAAAGGAGCAGGAAAAUUGAAGGUGCGGCUGGCUUGACCUCGACUUGAUGAGCGCUCAUCUGCAGCAUCCGACCAUCCGGUUAAAAGGAAAGCAGCAUGAUGAGCAUCGAUCUGGGGUUAGCUGGCUCUCGGGCUAGCUGCGGCGCAAUGCAGACCAUUAAAUGCGUUGUCGUCGGAGACGGAGGAGUGGGUAAGACCUGUCUGCUCACCAGCUACACCACCAAUGCCUUUCCGGGAGAGGAAAUCCCCUCAGUGUUCGACCACUACUCUUCCAAUGUUAUGGUGGAUGGGAACCCAGUGACCCUGGCUCUCUGGGAUACGGCAGGACAAGCAGACUAUGACAAACUUCGCCCACUUUCUUACUCACAGACGGACAUUUUUCUUAUCUGCUUUUCGCUUGUGUGUUGUACCUCGUAUGAAAACGUCCGUCAUAAGUGGCACCCUGAGGUGAGACAUCAUUGUCCCACCACUCCCGUAAUCCUCGUGGGCACUAAACUGGAUCUGAGGGCUGAGAAGGAAACCCUGGAGGUGCUAAAGAAAAAGAAACUCUCCCCAAUUUCCUAUCUUCAAGGACUGGCCAUGGCCAAAGAGAUUGGUUCUGUCAAGUACCUGGAGUGUUCAGCCCUGACUCAGCGUGGCCUUAAAACUGUGUUCGAUGAGGCCAUCCGGGCCGUCCUGUGCCCUCCACCUGUCAAAAAGAAGGGGAAGAGAUGCUCUCUCCUCUAAGACUUCCUUCACUGGAACAGUUACACAUGGCUGCUAGUGAGGAGUGGGUAAGACCUGUCUGCUCAUCAGCUACACCACCAAUGCCUUUCCUGGAGAGGAAAUUCCCUCU
This is a messenger RNA of Oreochromis niloticus (Nile tilapia), 1197 nucleotides long. Its product is annotated as ras-related C3 botulinum toxin substrate 1-like. The transcript is spliced from 7 exons. The record is from RefSeq and is a predicted model, not a curated record. Bases 459 to 1088 code for a protein of 209 amino acids. Gene Ontology annotation, biological process: small GTPase-mediated signal transduction. Gene Ontology annotation, molecular function: GTP binding; GTPase activity. NCBI's taxonomy places the organism in Eukaryota, Metazoa, Chordata, Actinopteri, Cichliformes, Cichlidae.